AUGGGCCAGGGGCGAAGUAGAGCCUGUAUGCGGCCGCACACUGCACUCGAAUUGGUGUCCAUAACGUGGGCCGAUUUCGCUCAGUUUCUCUAUGAACUCAAUGAUAGGUGUGCACAAUUUGCUGAUUCCGAUGGACGUUAUUUGCUGUUUGCAAUCAGAAAGGGCAGUGCUGAUACUCUGUUCUGGAAAGCAACUGUUCGGAUAUGUGCAUUGAAAGUAAGCUUUUUUUCUGAAAGGGUGCGACAGAAGUUAUGCUUCUCAUCUGCUCCUUCUAAAGAACUCGGAAUUAGAAGUGGACGUAGAAUUCAUCGAUUGCAUCGAUACCGGGAGCAUGACGAUGAAACAGCACCUGUUCAAAAUGUUAAAUUAUUUUCUCCUUCCUGUUUGUAG
Molecule: messenger RNA, 390 nt
Organism: Gongylonema pulchrum
Lineage: Eukaryota; Metazoa; Nematoda; Chromadorea; Rhabditida; Gongylonematidae
Source: the annotation of a GenBank genome assembly